Molecule: messenger RNA, 1833 nt
Organism: Malassezia globosa CBS 7966
Lineage: Eukaryota; Fungi; Basidiomycota; Malasseziomycetes; Malasseziales; Malasseziaceae
Exons: 1
Coding region: 1-1833 (610 amino acids)
Molecular function (GO): oxidoreductase activity, acting on CH-OH group of donors; flavin adenine dinucleotide binding
Source: RefSeq, a predicted model, not a curated record
AUGUUUGGGCACUUCUUGUUCGCUAUAGUGGCAAUUUCCGCUGCUCAUGUGGUGCAUGCAGCUCGAACCUUCUCGCAUGUACAUGAGGUCAGCGAUACAGAUUGGGACUAUAUUGUAGUAGGAGGCGGUCUUGGUGGCCUUGUUGUCAGUAAACGUCUUGCAGAGGAUGAAGGCAAAAAUGUUCUGAUUAUUGAAGCGGGCCACGAUGAUCGCGACGAUCCUAAAGUUUUCAAUGUUGACAAAUAUGGUCAAUAUAUCGGCACCGACCUUGACUGGAACUUUGUGACCAAAAAGCAGCCUAUCGCUGGAGGAAAAUCCAAGACAAUUCGCGGAGGAAAGACUCUUGGUGGUAGUACUUCCAUUAAUGGCGCAGCAUGGAACCGUGCACACAAAAUUCAGUACGAUCACCUUGGAAACAUAACGGGAGAUGAUCGCUACAAUUUCAAAAACUUGCAAAAAUACAUGAACAUGGCAGAGUCGUUUGUCCCGCCCACAGAUGAGCAACGCGCUGCUGGUGCCGAUUAUCUUCCUGAAGCUCAUGGAAGCCGUGGGCCGCUGUCUAUUGGAUUUUCCGCUAUUCGUAACAAGAAUAAGAAACGGAUGUUUACCGGUCCAGGGCAGGGCUCUUUCUUGAAAUCUAUCCAAAAAUCUUUAGGUGUCGCUCAUCUUCAAGACGAAAACAGUGGAAAUAACACUGGAGCCGCUUAUACUCCUACAUCGAUUUCCCAAGACAACAGGCGACAAAGUGCGUGUAACUAUUUCGAACAAUCGGGCAAUAAUGUUGGCGUUCUUCUUGGGUGGACUGUUAUCCAGUUGUCUUGGAAAAAUCAGGACGAAGGACGUGUGAGUGGUGUCGUGAUCAAGAAGAACGAGGACGGCAAACCACACACUGUCGAAACUAGCGGAGAGGUCAUUCUGUCAGCAGGCGCGCUCAACACUCCUGGCAUUCUUGAGCGCUCUGGUAUCGGAGCCAAAGAUGUGCUGCAGAAGCACAGCAUCGAACAAAUUAUUGACCUCCCUGGUGUAGGUAAAAAUCUGCAAGAACAAACGAUGAAUACAAUGGGUGGCAAGGCAGAUCUUGAUUGGUCUGGUGGUGGUCCAUCAAAUAUGAUUGCCAACACCGCAGUAACUCAGCUCAUGUCCAAUGCCUCGAACGUUUUCAAGUACAUUCAUCGAAAUAUGGAUAAGUGGGCGCACAGCUUGGUCUCUCAAGGACAUGUUGUGAAUGCUGACGCCAUUCAAAAACACUGGACACUUUCUGUGGAUGCCACAUUUAAAAAAGGUGCACCAGUCUGCGAACACUUUUUCGACACGGGCUACCCCGCUGAUUCUUACGGCAUCGAUACAUGGUGCCUGCUACCGUUUUCCCGUGGAUCAGUUCAUAUUACAUCUAAAAACGGAUUCGACAAACCCGAAGUGGACCCGAAUUACUUUGCAAUUCCUAUCGACAUGGACAUGCAAGUCGCUGCUCUACGCGCAAACCGCCGCGUUUUCCAAACGUCUCCGCUUCAUGACCUUUUGAAAAAAGAUGAAACUGUGCCUGGCUUCGAUCAUAUCCCUGAUGACCCGAAUCAUGGCUCCUAUGCAAAAUGGCAAGCUUGGAUUCUGGGAACUGAUGGCACGGGCGGUUUUGGCAGUGUCUCACAUCCGAUUGCCACAUGCUCGAUGAUUCCAAAGAAAGACGGAGGCGUCGUCGACCCCGAAUUCAAAGUGUAUGGAACUAACAACCUGCGCAUUGUGGAUGGAUCUGUUCUUCCCAUCCAAUUAUCUGCCCACUUGUCAAGUUCAUUGUACGGUCUGGCUGAAUUGGCGGCUGAUGUGAUUCGUCAUUAA